Molecule: messenger RNA, 2511 nt
Organism: Mesocricetus auratus (golden hamster)
Lineage: Eukaryota; Metazoa; Chordata; Mammalia; Rodentia; Cricetidae
Product: STAM-binding protein-like
Exons: 15
Coding region: 1-1131 (376 amino acids)
Biological process (GO): protein K63-linked deubiquitination
Cellular component (GO): endosome; membrane
Molecular function (GO): metal-dependent deubiquitinase activity; K63-linked deubiquitinase activity; protein binding
Source: RefSeq, a predicted model, not a curated record
AUGAUCUCAGAUACAACAGUUUACACCCUCUGGGUGCAGUAUCUCUCUAUGCUCCACUGCACAGCUCCCCACAGCUCUAUGUACCCCCAGUAUCUCCUUUCACUAUCUAUUGCUCUCAGAGUCACUCUGCUUUAUUCCUUUAGACUCUUUGUGGAGAAACUCAGAAAAGGCCCAGAAUACCUCAACUGCCUGUCCAAGGGAACAAGAUCCAAAAUCAACAAGAGUAUAAAUAGAGUCUUUGUUAUUGCUGAGACACUGAAAAGCAAACUGCUGAGUCGAUACAACAGUGAAUAUGCAGGUUACCUGGCAGAUAAGAAAAGAAGAGAAGAGGAAGAGGCAGAAAAUAAGGCCUUUUGGCAAGAAGUAAAAUAUGCAAUUAAAAACUCCCCAGAGUUUGCCAAAUGGAGCUCUCUGGUAGAGAGACUGGUAGACGGAAUUGAGAAAGAUAUUGGAGCAGUCGGUUCUACCCUGGCAUCAGCAUCAAAAAGUGCUGAAGAGACUUUGGCACUAAGCACUCCACAGGAAGCCUAUGAAGAGGUCACCACCAACACAUCAUUAGACAAGCAGGGUGGAGAGACUAAGAUGGUGGAAAGCCCAGGUCAGAACUCCAAAGGCCUCCACACUGUGGUCCUUCCAAAGGACCUUUGUAAACAGUUCCUCCGUUCUGCACGGAAGAACACCAAGAAAGGCAUAGAGACAUGUGGCAUCCUAUGCGGUACCCUGGUAAAGGACGAAUACCAUGUCUCCCAUGUCAUUAUUCCUGUGCAGAAAGGAGGUCCCGAUUACUGUUAUGCCCAGAAUGAGGAGGACAUCUUAUUUGUGCAAGAAGAACUGGGCCUUCUCACCCUAGGUUGGAUUCAUACGCAUCCAACCCAGACAGCCUUCUUGUCGAGUGUGGAUGUACACACACAUUUUUCCUACCAGAUGAUGCUGCCAGAAUCAAUUGCAGUGGUCUGCUCACCCAAAUAUAAGCAAACUGGAAUUUUCACACUGACACCUUUUGGAUUGAACGAAAUAUCAAUCUGCACCCAAAGGGGCUUCCAUCCCCAUAAUCAGGACUCAGCUAUAUUCUGUGACUGCAGUCAUGUCAUCUUUGAAAACAGCAGGGUGACCAUCAGGGAUUUGCGAUGAGUAAACCAAAGCACACACCCACCUCAGUGGGAGUGUGUGUGUGUGUGUGUGUCUGUUGUGUGUAUAUGUGAGUGAAUGUAGGUUGGUGUAUAUAUCUGUAUGUAUGUUAACAUUUUCAUGUUAUAUCUGUUAUGUAUGUUUACUUGUUUGUAUGUAUCACACACUGUGCUCAUUCACAGAGCCCAGAUGAACUUACUUUUUUAGUUUUAGCAGUUAGGAGAAAGCAUGGAUAAAGCAGAAGAUUAUGACACAUAAAGGCAAGAACUCUUGAGGAUACAUCCUGAGUCUAGAUGUGAGAAAACAAAAAAUUCAUUUUACUUACAAGAAACUCAUUGUCAGAAAGGAUUUGAACAUGACUGGUAGCCUCUGAUUACCUCUUCACGAUGACCAGCUGCUUGAUCUCAAUUAAUGAGAACAACAUUGGACUUCCUUGUGGGAAAUCAUGAGCAGAAAGCCGAAGUCCUCUAGAUUGAGCAAUGGAUGUGGAACAUAUGAAGAACUUCAAGAUGUGUCUAGAUGAGAUCUAUCCAUGCUCAUUCUUCUCUACAGCCUGAUGCACUCUCAACUUUACAUUAGUUCAAAGGAAAAACCAGGUUACUCAUUGGUGUGAAAGGCUGAAAACCUGAUUUGAAGCUCUUGACUAAAACUAAAAUUCAGAAGACCUGGGUUCAGUUCUCAGCACCCACAUGGCAGCUCCCAACUACCAAUGACUCCAGCUCCAGGAAAUUCCACAUCUUUUCUUGCCAAUGGGGGAACAGCAUAAUCACAUCUAUAAAAUAAGAAUAAAAUUCCUUCAGGAUAAUGGACAUUCAUCUCUUUAAAGAAUCACUUGCUCACAACUGACAACUUGACUUUGAUACUUCUCAGUGAACAUUGUCUGAGAUACUUGUUUGAUAACAGCUUGACAUAGGUGUUUCUUGGUUAAAAGAAAGUCAUGAACCUGAUGCUGUUGGAGCUAGAGGGGCAAUCCUGGACAUCACACGCAAAGAAGAUGGAUACUGGCAGCUGAUGGAGCCGGGAGGACCAGCCAGAAAGAGUAGAUGGAUUCAGACAGCUGAUGGAACCAGAAGGACCAGUGAUGUAGAGAAAAACUGAUCCAUGAAUCCAGUGGAAUCGGGAAGACCAGCCAGGCCUUAUGUGUCAGGGAGGCAGAUAUAUAGAACUGUUUAGUUAAGAAGUAUCCCAGACAGUCUUCCUCUUGUUAUCUAGAUUUCCAAUAUGACCACCCAUCCCUGGGUGAGAUUCCUCACACUAAGAAAUUCAGUGGCCUCACUUUACCUUAUUGUUGUACUUUAUUUCUCCCUGGCUUUAGAGCUCAGGUUUUAUUAUGUUCUCAUCUGAGAAGAGCCAAAAAUAAUCUGGUUUUUGCCUAAUUGCCUA